Lemur catta (Ring-tailed lemur) is the source of this 2160-nucleotide messenger RNA. RefSeq names its product sterol O-acyltransferase 1 (gene SOAT1). The transcript is spliced from 16 exons. NCBI's taxonomy places the organism in Eukaryota, Metazoa, Chordata, Mammalia, Primates, Lemuridae. Gene Ontology annotation, molecular function: fatty-acyl-CoA binding; cholesterol O-acyltransferase activity; cholesterol binding. Bases 172 to 1821 code for a protein of 549 amino acids. The record is from RefSeq and is a predicted model, not a curated record. Gene Ontology annotation, cellular component: endoplasmic reticulum membrane. Gene Ontology annotation, biological process: cholesterol efflux; cholesterol homeostasis; cholesterol metabolic process.
GGCCGGGCGGUCGGGCGCUUUAUCUUCCUCUGCGGCUGGGAGGGCGUCGCUGUGGGCCCUGGGCACCGGGAGUGCUGCCCGGAGCCGACUUUUCCGCCCGCCGCGCCGGCUUCCCGGAUCUGCCCUCUUUGCGGGGGUCCCCGCAGCCUCGUUCGGGCCCCAGAUAAUACAAUGGUGGGCAAAGAGAUGUCUCUAAGAAACCGGCUGUCAAAGUCCAGUAAAAAUUCUGAGGAAGAUGAAGACCGGAGAAACCCUACAGAGGAGUCCUUACAGAUACCUAGCAAUGGUCGGAUUGAGAUAAAAUGGUUGAUAGCAAAGAAGAUGCAGUUGACAGCAGAGGCAGAGGAAUUGAAACCAUUUUUUAUGAAGGAAGUUGGCAGUCACUUUGAUGAUUUUGUGACCAAUCUCAUUGAAAAAUCAGCAUCAUUAGAUAAUGGUGGGUGUGCUCUCACAACUUUUUCUGUUCUUGAAGGAGAGAAAAACAACCAUAGAACAAAAGAUCUGAGAGCACCUCCAGAACAAGGAAAGAUAUUUACUGCAAGGCGAUCUCUCUUAGAUGAGCUGCUUGAAGUGGACCACAUCAGAACAAUAUAUCACAUGUUUAUUGCUCUCCUCAUUCUCUUUAUCCUCAGCACACUUGUAGUAGAUUACAUUGAUGAAGGAAGGCUGGUGCUUGAGUUCAGUCUCCUGUCUUAUGCUUUUGGCAAACUUCCUACCGUUGUUUGGACGUGGUGUAUCAUGUUCCUGUCUACACUUUCAAUUCCCUAUUUUCUUUUUCAACGUUGGGCCAGUGGCUACAGUAAGAGUUCUCGUCCACUGAUCCAUUGUCUCUUCCAUGGCUUGCUUUUCAUGAUCUUCCAGAUUGGAGUUCUAGGUUUCGGACCAACAUAUGUUGUGUUAGCAUAUACACUGCCACCAGCUUCCCGGUUCAUUGUUAUACUUGAACAGAUUCGUUUGAUAAUGAAGGCCCAUUCAUUUGUCAGAGAGAAUGUGCCUCGGGUUCUAAAUUCAGCUAAGGAGAAAUCAAGCACUGUUCCAAUACCUACUGUCAACCAGUACUUGUACUUCUUGUUUGCUCCUACCCUUAUCUACCGUGACAGCUAUCCCAGGACUCCCACUGUAAGAUGGGGUUAUGUUGCUAUGCAGUUUGCACAGGUUUUUGGUUGCUUUUGUUAUGUAUACUACAUCUUUGAAAGGCUUUGUGCCCCCUUGUUUCGGAAUAUCAAACAGGAGCCCUUCAGCGCUCGUGUUCUGGUCCUGUGUGUAUUUAACUCCAUCUUGCCAGGGGUGCUGAUCCUGUUCCUUACUUUUUUUGCUUUUUUGCACUGCUGGCUCAAUGCCUUUGCUGAGAUGUUACGCUUUGGUGAUAGGAUGUUUUAUAAGGAUUGGUGGAACUCCACAUCAUACUCUAACUAUUACAGGACAUGGAAUGUGGUGGUCCAUGACUGGCUGUAUUAUUAUGCUUACAAGGACUUUCUCUGGUUGUUCUCUAAGAGGUUCAAAUCUGCUGCCAUGUUAGCUGUCUUUGCUGUGUCUGCUGUAGUGCACGAAUAUGCCUUGGCUGUUUGCUUGAGCUUUUUCUAUCCCGUGCUCUUCGUGCUCUUCAUGUUCUUUGGAAUGGCUUUCAACUUCAUUGUAAAUGAUAGUCGGAAAAGGCCAAUUUGGAAUGUUCUGAUGUGGACUUCUCUUUUCUUGGGUAUUGGAGUCUUGCUCUGCUUUUAUUCUCAAGAGUGGUAUGCACGUCAGCGCUGUCCUCUGAAAGAUCCCACAUUUCUAGAUUAUAUCCAGCCACGUUCCUGGACUUGUCAAUACGUAUUUUAGAAGCUUGGACUUUAUUUCCUUCUUGUCACUGAAGAUUCGGUAUUCUCCUUGACUUGGAGCCAGCUGUUACUGAAGUUAUCUGUUAUUCGGACCACUCCAGCCUUUACAGAUGGCUCACUCCAUUCCUAGGUCACUUGAAGCAGAAUUGUUGGAAGUUCACUGGAGGUACACUUAAGUAGGACUUUGUUGUUGUUGGGGUGAGGAGAAGAGAAGGAAGACUAAUGGCUGAGGUAAUGACAGAUUCUUGCUGGGUCAUAUCCGCUUUAGCCUUGGUAAUUAUACUGUUUUGUUUUCUUGACUCCGUCCAAUCAGAGACUAAACAUAAUACUUUCUUGGCCA